Verruconis gallopava is the source of this 3185-nucleotide messenger RNA. RefSeq lists its product as uncharacterized. Gene Ontology annotation, cellular component: cytoplasm. Bases 192 to 3095 code for a protein of 967 amino acids. Gene Ontology annotation, biological process: positive regulation of TORC1 signaling. Lineage: Eukaryota; Fungi; Ascomycota; Dothideomycetes; Venturiales; Sympoventuriaceae. The transcript has 2 exons. The record is from RefSeq and is a predicted model, not a curated record. Gene Ontology annotation, molecular function: protein binding.
CCGUACUUGUUAUUUUUCAUUCUUUCGUGUUUCUUUCAAUUCGAAGACAUAACAAAGAAUCAGGUCUAAAGGCAAAACACAAAUCGCCUCUAAUGCCCCGUCACACUAGGAGGACCCAGCCACCACAAGCGGGCAUGAGAUAAAGCCAAGUUGAAAAGUAGCUCUGUGCCACUUAAAUCAACCGUCAAACGAUGGAAGCUGCUAUAAGAUGGUCACCGCACUCCUGUCCCGAUCGGCAACAGUUUUUGAUCGUGGAUGUCCAAGCGAACCGCCUCCAGCUUUGCCAAAUCGAGGGAUUGACCUCUAAGAUCGUAACUUACAAAAAGCUUUCCAAACGUGACAGGCUGCCGAAUUAUACUGCUUUCGACUGGUCCAAAACUCAGCCGUAUCUCGUCGCUUUAGGUGCACAGUCAGGUGAGGCGAAUCUGGUACGCAUCGACCCUGACCGACAUGAUGAUGCAAGAGUGUCAUUUCCUAUUCGGUAUCCACGGAAAUGCAACUCGAUAGCCUUCAGUACCAAAGAUUUCCUUGCUACUGGCUUGGAUAGGGUGCGUAACGAUCAUUGCAUGAAUAUCUAUGAUCUACAGGGAAAUAAUUCGGCCGGUCUUCGAUCGACAGAGCCAUUCCGAAAGCUCGCUUCUUCAGAACCUAUCUCCAGCAUUAAGUUCUUUGUCAAUCAGCCAGACACGUUGGUCUGUGGUGUUACACGACAAUGCAUCAGGUUGUUCGACAUAAGAGACAACAAUUCAUCUGGGGCGCAUUUUUUUACCACUCGCCAAGUCCAUAAUCUCGCUAUAGAUCCAUUGGAUGAAAAUUACUUCAUCUCUGCUGGUCCUGCCGGAGAACCAAUUGUCAGUGUAUGGGAUCGACGCAUGGCCUCAAAAUCCUCUCCUUCGACGCCAUCUUCAGAAUCUGGACCAGCAGGUGCUGUGUUGGAAAUGAAACCCGCAGUUGAGAAUAGCAAUAAUGCAAAUAUAUGGGCACUAAGAUAUUCAGGCACCAAGCGGGGCUGUUUUGGUGUAUUAUCAAGCACCGGUGAAUUUAAAGUCGUCGAAACAUCGAGACACAGCGCAACAACAACUCUCAACACUCCGAUCAACAACUUCGGGGGCAACUUCUGGGCUUCUAAAGAUUACAUAAAGCGUAUUCAUCACCUCACAUAUCCGUGGUAUGACGCAGAGAAUGGUAGGGGCGAGCAUUCUCGCGUCAUUGGUUACGAUUUUGUGUCUGCUGGUAUAUUAUCUGAUGAUAUCGGCAUCUUGGCUCUGCGCCCCAAUCGAGAUGUUGAGCUCAUGAAAGUGCCAAAUGUUCCACGGAAGUUGUGCUUCACUGCAAAAGACGAGUUAUAUAUUGAUAAUUUCCUCCUACAACCCUCUCAUCCGAGGAUCUUAGGCGGCAAUCCUGUGGCCGUCGAUCUGGCUUCACUCCAAGAAGAAGCAAAGAACUCUGAAAAUGUUGUUCGAAGCACAGAACAAGCGAAACUGAAGACCGAAGACCGCUUGGGCAAGUUGAGCAUGGAGAACUUUGGUCAUAAGGCACCACCAAGCUACGAAACCCCACUCUUAGCUUCAAGCGGUGACAAGCAUGAACAACAUCUGAUGAUGUGGUUCCCUGAAUAUGUACCAAAGAUCGGAGAUGCUUUAGAUAUUCUCAGGACGCAAAGAAGGAGGUGUUUCGAAGGCUAUCAGCUCAAUCCGCAAAAAAACAAGGAGAUUGUAUCAAACGAUCCAUGGCUUGUAGAUAUGUGGGACACUAUCAAACGCUUUGAUGACUUGGCAAAAGACAAAGGCAUGACUGCUGCUGGUCUAGAUUUGAGCUAUCUCGGCAUCUACUCGAUUUGGAACAACACUCUAGGUAUGAGUCGCAACAGGAAUAUCGAUGGCUCACCGCUUGGAGAAGCCCGAUUCAUCAGCGCGGUAACAUCAAUCGUGAACGACAAGGAUUAUCCGUCAUUUCAAGGUCAUAAAACGAAAUAUCCUGCUCACAGACAACUCUGUCUUGCGAUGUGCGGUUGGACUUUUUCCAAAGAACGCCAACGAGUAUUCUGUGAACGAUUGAUGGACAAUAAAGAAUACUACAAAGCCGUAGUUAUUGCUGUUAUGAGGGGCUUCAAGGAUCUCGCUCAAGAAUUGCUACGCUCUGCGAUACAACAGAAAGCACUUUCGAACAUUGGACUGGGUGCUGUUAUUGCUUGCGAAAGCGUCAACAGCGAGCAGCGAGAACUUUGCGAAUGGAUGGCAGAAGAAACGGACGAUCCCUAUCUCAAGGCUCUUUUGAACUACUUUAUCAAAGGUGAUUGGAAAAUCGUUGCAGAUAUGCCACAACUUGCUCUCUCUGACCGUGUGGGUGUCGCACUUAAAUACCUUGAUGAUAAACGGCUCGACGAAUUCAUCAAAAUCCGUACUAAGGAAGCUAUGCUCAUUGGCAACAUCGAAGGACUUGUCUUGACUGGUCUCUCAGAUCAGUCCAUAACGCUCUUCUCCAACUAUAUACGCAAGUUUAAUGAUUUGCAAACAGCCGUGCUAGCAAUGUCCUUCACGUGUCCGCUAUACCUCGACGAUUUCCGCUUUGACAUGUGGAAAGAGACAUACAAGCUACAGAUGCAAACAUGGCGUGCAUUCCAUGAACGCACGAAAUAUCUCGAGGCUCACGCUCAAACUUCCAAGACCCACGAUGGCCGCCUGUUUGGUACAGUCGAUGAACGCCCAGCUACCCUACGCUGUCCACACUGUCUAAAUCCACUCGCACAGCGCACCAUGCAAAACGCUCCAGAUGGGUCAGUCGUCACUUCUAGCGCUUCAACUCGAGAGUACACACAUGGAGUUUUGGCCAAAAAUGGUCAGAUAUGCGCGUACUGUGGUCACAAAAUGCCAGUGUGUGGAAUAUGCUCGUUGCCACUCGCUAGUCCGGAUCCUCGGCGUUUAAACUCUGCCACAUCGAAGAAAUUAGAAGAAGAGGAUAGCAUUGCAAGACAGGCCGUUAGGUGCUCGACAUGUGGGCACACAUUUCACGGACAUCAUGCAAGAGAUUGGUUUGCCAGACAUAAAACGUGUCCAGAACUUGACUGCAACUGCAUGUGCGCAUCGUUGCACUGAACAUGGUUGCCGCUGAGAUUUGGAGGAUCUGAAAAAAGCACUAUUAUUCGAAACCAAGAGCAAUCCAAGAUGCGCUCGCAGCAUAUAACG